AUGACGGACGAAUCGCAGUGCCGCUGUUGUGUUGCCGCAACCUCGAGCCUGGACAAGCUGAGUCGGCCUGGUGGAGAUAGUGACAGAGCUCCCCUGAGCUGCAACCAGGUAAGGACGUAA
Messenger RNA from Pyricularia pennisetigena, 120 nucleotides. RefSeq lists its product as uncharacterized. Lineage: Eukaryota; Fungi; Ascomycota; Sordariomycetes; Magnaporthales; Pyriculariaceae. The record is from RefSeq and is a predicted model, not a curated record. The transcript has a single exon. Bases 1 to 120 code for a protein of 39 amino acids.